Molecule: messenger RNA, 1787 nt
Organism: Sorghum bicolor (sorghum)
Lineage: Eukaryota; Viridiplantae; Streptophyta; Magnoliopsida; Poales; Poaceae
Product: alkylated DNA repair protein alkB homolog 8
Exons: 4
Coding region: 76-864 (262 amino acids)
Biological process (GO): fatty acid metabolic process; DNA damage response
Cellular component (GO): mitochondrial matrix
Source: RefSeq, a predicted model, not a curated record
GUGGGACACGGUACCCGCAUUUUGUCUGCAAACGAGUUCAAUCGUGCUGUACGCCCUGUACUAAGAACGGAACACAUGGCCGCCGCCGGCGACGGCGGCGAGUCCCACUGCCGGGACGCGCUCCGCGAGGCCUUCGGUGACUCGUCGGGCAGCGACUCCGACACAUCGGCCGGUGUUAGCCUCGGAGCGGGCCGCGGGCACUGGAGGUGGGAGCCGGUGGCUGGGGUCAGGGGCCUGUGGCUCUGCGCUGCCUUCCUCUCCGCCGACGAGCAGGCGCGCCUCCUCAGUGCGAUCCAGCGAGAAGGAUGGUUUGUUGAUGCAAACAACCAAGCAAUGAGAUUCGGCGAUCUCCCUUCAUGGGCUGUUGAACUUUCUGCACUUAUCCGUGAAGCUAUCUGUGUUGGUGACGCCAGUGUUGGUCUUGAUGCAGAGGUGACAAACGAGGAUGAAGAUGCAUGUCCUCUGCCAUCUGAUUUGUUGUGGCGGGAGCCAUUUUUUGAUCAGAUGAUUGCAAACAGAUACAAGCCAGGUGAGGGUAUCUGUGCUCAUGUUGACCUGAUGCGCUUUGAUGAUGGAAUUGCAAUAGUCUCUCUCGAGUCAGCUUGUGUGAUGCACUUCAGUCAAGCAGAACCAACAAGGGGAAGUGCAGCCUCUGACAUCCUGAAGCAAGGGGAUGUUGAAUCUACAAAGGUCCCCGUUUUGCUGAAACCAGGCUCCCUUGUUCUCAUGUCCGGCGAUGCAAGGUAUCUCUGGAAGCAUGAGAUCAACCGCAAACCAGGCAGACAGCUAUGGGAUGGCAGGGAACUUGAGCAGCACAGAAGAACUUCUGUUACACUGAGAAAACUCCUGCCUUCUACAGACUAAAAUGGUCAUGACAGUGAACAAUUUGUUAAACCUUUGUGGUUCCAAGCCACUUUUGCAGUUACAGAGCAGUCAUUUUUUUUCGGUGAGGCAUGUCAUGGAAAACUGUAAUAUGCUGUUGCUAAAGACAGCCAUCAUUGGACAACAGGAGUAUUGUGCAUGCAUCAUUUAAGUUCUAUUCUCCUUUUCGAACUUAAGCAUGCUUACAGAGUUACAGUUGUGUUUCUGAACAAUGUCACAGGAAGCCAUCAUGGUAUGUAAAUGCACCUCAAAGCAACAUAAAAGUAAUAGACAAGGCUUACGCUCCCUAACAAGGAUUCCACAUGACAACUGGCUUGUUGGGAGAGUGAUCCAUCACAACUCACAUGGCAGAACUAGUCCAACUAAUACUAGUCCUAAAUUGAAAAUAAACAAACACCAGCUGAUCCUUUCGUUUCAGGAGAAAAAUGAAGUUCACACGUCUUCCUUCCAGGUGCCAAACUAGGGGGAAUGAGCACAUCACUUGGUUGGUUCAGGUGAGAAAUAUCAAACUCUUGAUGGAUGAGCAUCAUGCUGCAUGUGCCAAGCAGGGACAAGCACAUGAAGAUGUCCAUAUUAGAAUAGCGACAAUAUUUGGGAGACCAAGCACAGGCAGGUACUGAGUUCUAUCCUCAGCUUCAAUGUGCCUAACAGGAAAUCUGGGUGAUGGAGGAAGGGCAAUGGCAUGAAAACCAUGAAUCUUUUAAAGCAGCAUUGUAUAUAGUUCUAUACUAGCAAGAACUAGCUUGUGUCCCCUCAAAAAGAAAAAGAACUAGCUUGUGUCACAGUCUCACAGAUCCAACAACUUCAUGUUAGCGCAAGAGUAACUUUCAUUUCUUCCCACAUGGCAAUAGUAAUAACAACAAAAAUUCCAGUAUCUUAUGCCUUGGACCACAAUCUUUUUUGAC